Molecule: messenger RNA, 696 nt
Organism: Triticum dicoccoides
Lineage: Eukaryota; Viridiplantae; Streptophyta; Magnoliopsida; Poales; Poaceae
Product: 5'-methylthioadenosine nucleosidase-like
Exons: 7
Coding region: 1-696 (231 amino acids)
Biological process (GO): nucleoside metabolic process
Molecular function (GO): methylthioadenosine nucleosidase activity
Source: RefSeq, a predicted model, not a curated record
AUGCAGGCAGAGAUGCUCCCACUCGUCCACCGGUUCCAGCUCCUCGAGGUGCCCGCCUGCGAAUCCAUAUUUCCAAAAGGUGCUCCAUGGGCGAGAUACUGUGGCAACUACAAAGGCCUCCACAUUGACCUUGUAUGGCCUGGAAAAGAUCCCGCUCUCGGAGUUGACAGUGUUGGUACAUUAUCAGCAGCUCUUGUGACAUACGCUUCUAUACAAUUCUUGAAGCCAGACCUUAUUAUCAAUGCCGGUACUGCUAGUUGCUUCAAGGCCAAAGGAGCAGGCAUGGGAGAUGUCUUCUUGGCAUCAGACGUUGUGUUCCACGAUAGAAGAGUACCGAUCCCUGUCUUAGGCCUGUAUGGAAAUGGAGCCCGGAAGACAUUUCUGACCCCAAAUAUGUUGAAGGAACUCAAUUUGAAGGUUGGGAAGCUUUCAACCGGCGAUUCUCGAGAUAUGUCUCCGCACGAUGUGUUAGAAAUACUGAGUAAUGGUGCUACAUUAAAGGAUAUGGAGGGAGCGGCGGUGGCACAUGUUGCUGAUAUGUUUUCAACACCUGCAAUCUUUGUCAAAGCUGUGACUGAAAUUGUCGAUGGAGAGAAGCCAAGGGCUGAGGAGUUUCUUCAAAACUUGACUGCUGCUACGAAGGCCCUGGACCAAGCUGUGGCCGAAGUGGUCAAUUUCAUCAGUGGCAAAUGCUAA